AUGCACCCUGGAUCCCCUGCAGUCCCCGGGGUCUCUGAGCCUGGGCCCCGAGAGCUGUGUGCCUUUGUGAGCGGGGCUUCGGCCCACAUGCUGCGGGCCCUGCAACCCAGGCGUACCCGGCCCUCCAAGCGCAGGCCCAACCACCGGAGGUUUCUACACAACCAGAUCUGCAGGGAGUUUGCCAAGAUUGAAGCCGCCACCCAACACCUGGCCCUGACCAUCCUGUCUCAAAAAGCGCCUGCCCAGAGACCACAGCUCCAAAGGCCACCUCCACCACCUCCAUCCCCCUUCCUGGGGGUGGCAUGUGCUGAGGCCCCCAUGGAAGUGCCCCAUGGUAGCCCCAGCUUGAGCCCGGCUGCCCUAGACACCUCGACCCUUGACCUCUUUGAUGACAUUCUGCUCCCUCCUACGUGUCCCUUGGUGACUCCUGACAGCUUCAGCCAGACUCUCACUGCUGGUAACCCCCAGGUGGCAUCCGAUUUCACCUCUCAUGCUCUGGGCUCAGGAGACCAGGGACAGCCAACCCCAAUACAGGCCCCAAGGUUCUCCAAUUUUCUGCUCCCUCCCCAGAAUGCCCAAGGGGGAAGCCUGGAGCCUGGCUGGGGUUGGGGAGACAGUUGGGAGGCACCUUGUGCCUGUGAUCCUCAGGGGAUCCUGGACAGCUGGGGAACCCUUUGAAACCCAUUCACAACACAAGCUAAACCCAUCUCAGGCCCAGCCAACCUCCCCGCUCCUGACAGACGUAAGACCAUUGCUCAGUUGGUAGAGUGCCUGGCCAACAUGCAAGAAGCCAGGAUUCCAUGCCCAGAACCCCAUAAACAUGUAAAAUAAACCCUGGAAAAAUAAACCAAGCUGGGGUUCCCACUGUG
Molecule: messenger RNA, 869 nt
Organism: Rattus rattus (black rat)
Lineage: Eukaryota; Metazoa; Chordata; Mammalia; Rodentia; Muridae
Exons: 2
Coding region: 1-678 (225 amino acids)
Source: RefSeq, a predicted model, not a curated record